Messenger RNA from Podarcis lilfordi (Lilford's wall lizard), 1125 nucleotides. The record is from the annotation of a GenBank genome assembly. NCBI's taxonomy places the organism in Eukaryota, Metazoa, Chordata, Lepidosauria, Squamata, Lacertidae.
AUGCCUCUAGAACAAGAUAUCAGAGGAGCCCCCUACCAAGAGAUUUGCAUGUUGUCUGCAGAAACUAUGGUUCUGGUUCUCCAAAGACUGAAUGAAAUCCUCACCAAAAUAGUUAACACUGAGAAACAAUUGGAUACUAGCUCCUCCCCUUUAAAUGCCCAAGGGCUUAAAAGGAUGAUAAGAAAUGACUUUGUUAACAACUCACCAACUCAAUCUAUGGAUGAAGUGAGGUCCUGUCAAGUCUUGCAAACAAACCAGAUAAUGCUUGAGAUUCACCGAUACACUCAUAGGUGGAUGAACCGCAGACAAAUUACUAUGUCCUUGUCUCAGCUCCUGAAUGACCAUUACCGAAAUGUAGAUCUAGAAAAUUUCCACUUCCUGCCUACCGUGAGAAACACAACGCGCCUAUUUAUGACCUUUAGGUCAUCAGCCCUCCCAUCUCAACUCAUGGAAAUAAAGGAUACUCUAUGGUGGUUCCAUUCUCUCCGCCCAGUGAGGAUAUUUAAGGACAAAACAAGGAGGCAAUUGGUCCCUUACAUAGAGUCAAAGCUAAUGCGGAUAAGGGAAACCAAGCUCAACACUAGAAACACUAAUUGCCCGAAGGAAAAAAAGAACUCUGUAAGCCUAGAAUUACAAGACCUGAAGAAGAGGCUAAUGAGUAUAAAGACUGAGAUUUCUACCUUAAAUAUAAAGACAGUAGUGCCUAGAGCACAAUAUUUAAAGACGUCCAACAGCUCUUUAUCCUGUAGAAAGACAUCAGUGCAACUCCCUGUUCCCUUUUCAAACGACACCGAAUUAAAUGAGGAAUUUGGCACCUCCGACAUUUCUAUGGCAACAACACCUAAAGAACUCUAUGUUGCUGACAAUCUGGAGAUAUCCAGCACCAAAUCUACACCUGGACCUUUGCCUAAUGUUCCAAAAACUUAUCAGAAUGAUCAACCUUCUCUACUGUACUCCUGGCGAGACAGGAUGGACAGAUCUUCCGAAGCUGGCUCUUUGUUGGCCAGUGAUCCACAUUUCAUAGCGCAUACCUCAUUAAUACUCCCACAGCCACAGAUAGAACCAACCAAUCCUCCAAUCAACCCAGGAGGGAGAGGGGGAUUGACAGUUAACGAAACACCAUGA